UGCAAUAAACCGCAAGUUCCACGACCUGGCUGCAGAGCUCUCUCGUCUCCCUCUGUCCCGACCGUCCUACCCCCCCGAUGCUCCUACAAACGCGCUCAUCCCUUGUUUUCCCCAAACCAGGAUUUCCCAUUGCCAAGGCCUGGGAGGCUGCGAGGAAGAGGAAGAUGCCCCGGGACACUGAGGCAGAGCACGGGCUGAGCAUGGAGAGCAGGGAGGGCAAAUGCCCGCGGCAGAACCUGGUGGAAGAGGCCGUUUUGAGCGGCUCCACGGCGCAGGAAGCCAACGGGGAGGAAAAGCCCCGGAGAUGCCGCACGAGGAGGGGCUGCAAACGCAGCCGGCGGGGAUCUGAGGGGGAAAGAGCCAGCCUGGGCCGGGAAGGUGGCCGGAGAUGGAGCCAGAGCUCGGAGCUGGUGCUCCAUGAGCAGCUCCCUGGUGGGGAGAAGCCCCACACGUGCGUGGAGUGUGGGAAGAGCUUCAGGUGGAGCUCUGACCUGAUCAGGCACCAGAGGAUCCACACUGGAGAGAAGCCCUAUGAGUGUGAGGAGUGUGGGAAGAGCUUCAGCCGGAGCUCCCACUUGAUGAAGCACCAGAGGAUCCACACUGAAGAGAGGCCAUACAAAUGUUCCGAGUGUGGGAUGUGCUUCAGAGAGAGCUCCAGCCUGUCCCAGCACCAGAGGACCCACACUGGGGAGAGGCCCUAUGAGUGUUCAAAGUGUCGGAAGAGGUUUAAGACAAGCUCCCAUCUCCUCCGGCACUAUCUGAGUCACACAGAGGAGAGGCCCUUCCAAUGCCCCGACUGCGGGAAGGGAUUCAAGCACAACUCCGACCUCAUCACCCACCAGCGCAUCCACACUGGGGAGAGGCUCUAUGAGUGUGAUAAAUGCAGGAAGAGGUUUCAGACCAGCUCUGUUCUCCUCCUGCACUAUCGGAUUCACACAGAGGAGAGGCCCUUCCGCUGCCCCGACUGCGGGAAGGGAUUCAAGCACAACUCCAACCUCGUCAGGCACCGGCGCAUCCACACUGGGGAGAGGCCCUACGAGUGUCCCCAGUGUGGGAAGAGCUUCUCCAGGAGCUCUCACUUGACCCGACACCAACAGAGGCACCGGUAAGGGAAGCCCUGUGAGUGCCCCGAGUGCAGGCAGAGCUUCGUGCGCUGCUCCAGCUCCAUCCCCCACUGGAGGAGGCACUUUGGCCACAGCCCAGGUGAGCCACAUUCCCUGUGAUCCAUGUUGAGAACACACCUGGCUGUUUCGCCUUUUAAUUUCACCUUAAUUUUUUUCUAUUCUCCAUCUCUUUACACUGCAGAAGCCAAGAGGAAUGGAUCUAUCACCUCCAAAUCACUCAAAUCUCAGUGAAAACAGCUCAAUCUUACCCCAAAAAGAGCUCAAACCCACCUCAAAAAACUCAAUCCCAUGCCAAACUCACUCGAUUCCGCAGCCAUCAGGCUGACAUGAGGCUGGGAGGUGAUUUAGAGUCGUGGGGUCUCAAUUAGAGUGGUGGGAUGGAGAUUGUGUGGGGCUGGGUGUGUGGGAUGUAUUUGACAGCAAAUAAAACUCUGAGACUUACUGAUUUCUCUCCUGUUCAUGUUCAGUCUGUUGCAGUUCUGUUUGCAGAGUGCCGCCUUCUCAGCUCAUUGUCUUGGUGUCCCCUUUUCUCUCCUGCCUCUCUUUGCCUGCUCUGUUUCUCUCUCAGUGUCUCCCUGGACCCACGGGACCACCAGAUACCCUGCCCUGAUUUAAUUGACCCAGGCACCACCAGAGACCCUCCCUAUAUUUAAUUGCCUCAGGACCACCCACAACCCUCCCCUGAUUUAUUGCCCCAGGGACCACCCAAUACCCUCCCCUGAUUUAAUUGACCCCUCCCCUGUUUUAAUUGACCCCUGCCUCCAAAGACCCUCCCCUGAUUUAGUUGACCUUUCCCUGUUUUAAUUCCCCUUCCCCUGAUUUAAUUGACCCCUGCCCUGAAUAAUUUGACCCUGCCCUGAUUUUGCUGUCCCCUGCCCUGAUUUAGAUGACCCCUCUGUCCCCACAGACCCUCCCCUGAUUAUUUAUUACUUUAUUUCCCAAUUACUUUUUAAGUUCCCAGUCCAGGGUGCUGAAGUCCUGAAGGCUGGCAGGGAAAUGUCUCUGUAGGAUUUUGCUCCAUUUCCCUUCAAGGGCAGGAACAUCUUUUCCUGGCUGGAAGCUGGAAUUGCAGACUUUUGGAAUAUAUGCAGGGCAACAUGGACUGGGAUCAAACAUGGACUAGGAUCAGAUAGGGGUUGGGAUCAAAUAUGGACUGGGAUCAAACAGGGACUUGGAUCAAAUAGGGACUGGGAUGAAAUAUGGACUGGGAUCAAAUAUGGACUGGGAUCAACUAUUCACUGGGAUCAACUUUGGCCUGGGAUCAAAUAUGGCCUGGAUCUAAUAUGACAGAUUUUAUGGACUGGGAUCAAAUGUGGACUAGUGUUGUAGUGUGUUGUAAUAGCCUGUUUUAAACUUCCGGGUCCCUUCCCCAGGUGUGCCAAUACCCCUCUUUCAGAUCUAAAACAGUAAACUAGGGUAGCUCAGGUGCCAAACAUGUUAGUAGGGUGUAUGGGUUUGCCAAAAGGUGUACUGCCUGACCUUAGCCCGUUGUUUUCCUUAACUUGGUUAAGGAGAGGUGCAUUCUCUGCCCUCCCUGCUGUGUUAGAGGCCCAUACCCCAGGAAACAUUGGAUCCAUUAUUUUCUUGUAAAUUUCAUCCUUAUUUUCAAUUUCAGUUUCACUAAUUGUUAAAAUUAAGCUCAAUAUAUCUCCAUAUUCUUGAUCCUUUACCUCUAAAAUAAUCUCUCCAUCUUUAAAUGUGAUCUUUGC
Messenger RNA from Melospiza georgiana, 2833 nucleotides. Its product is annotated as zinc finger protein 239-like. The record is from RefSeq and is a predicted model, not a curated record. Gene Ontology annotation, biological process: regulation of DNA-templated transcription. Gene Ontology annotation, molecular function: RNA polymerase II cis-regulatory region sequence-specific DNA binding; DNA-binding transcription factor activity, RNA polymerase II-specific. Lineage: Eukaryota; Metazoa; Chordata; Aves; Passeriformes; Passerellidae. The coding region runs from base 78 to 1109 and encodes 343 amino acids. The transcript is spliced from 2 exons.